AUGCGUUUCUCAAUCUUCACCGCCGCUACCGCCGCUCUCGCUGGCUCCGCUGCCGCCGUCGACCAUCUUGUUGUCGUCGGUAACGGCACCCUUACCUUCGAGCCCGCGAACGUUACCGCUGCCGAGGGCGACACCGUUACCUUCAAGUUCUGGCCCAAGAGCCACUCGGUCGCCCAGGCUGCUUUCGCUUCGCCCUGCACACCCAUGGCGAACGGCUUCUGGUCCGGUUUCAUCCCCAGCGAGAAGGGCGCCGCCAUGGAGACCUUCAUGAUCAACAUCACCAACGCCUCGCAGCCGCUCUGGUACUACUGCUCCCGCGGAAACCACUGCCAGGAGGGCAUGGUCGGUGUCAUCAACGCACCUAAGAGCGGCCAGAAGACCCUCGCUGCUUUCGCCGAAGCC
This is a messenger RNA of Paraphaeosphaeria sporulosa, 402 nucleotides long. Its product is annotated as Cupredoxin. Gene Ontology annotation, molecular function: electron transfer activity; copper ion binding. Lineage: Eukaryota; Fungi; Ascomycota; Dothideomycetes; Pleosporales; Didymosphaeriaceae. The transcript has a single exon. The annotation marks the transcript as partial. The record is from RefSeq and is a predicted model, not a curated record.